This is a messenger RNA of Aspergillus tanneri, 2586 nucleotides long. Its product is annotated as beta-glucosidase. The record is from RefSeq and is a predicted model, not a curated record. The coding region runs from base 1 to 2586 and encodes 861 amino acids. The transcript has 8 exons. Gene Ontology annotation, biological process: glucan catabolic process. Lineage: Eukaryota; Fungi; Ascomycota; Eurotiomycetes; Eurotiales; Aspergillaceae. Gene Ontology annotation, molecular function: beta-glucosidase activity.
AUGAGGUUUGGUUGGUUUGAGGCGGCGGUCGUGACCGCUGCCUCAGUGGUCAGUGCCCAGGAUGAUCUUGCUUUCUCUCCUCCGUACUAUCCUUCCCCGUGGGCCAAUGGCCAGGGAGAAUGGGCCGACGCGUAUGAACGUGCCGUCGACAUCGUCUCCCAGAUGACGUUGGCGGAGAAGGUUAACCUCACUACUGGAACAGGGUGGAUGUUGGAUAAAUGUGUGGGUCAGACAGGAAGUGUUCCCAGACUCGGACUAUUAAGUCUCUGCUUGCAAGACAGUCCCUUGGGUAUUCGGUUUUCGGAUUACAAUUCGGCAUUCCCCGCAGGUGUUAAUGUCGCCGCAACAUGGGACAAGCAACUGGCGUACCUCCGCGGUAGGGCAAUGGGUGAGGAAUUCAGCGACAAGGGAAUCGACGUUCAAUUAGGCCCUGCUGCUGGGCCUCUCGGCAGACACCCCGAUGGUGGUCGGAACUGGGAAGGUUUCUCCCCUGACCCUGCCCUUACCGGUGUACUUUUCGCAGAAACCAUAAAAGGCAUCCAGGAUGCUGGUGUGAUCGCGACGGCCAAGCAUUACAUUUUGAAUGAACAGGAGCAUUUCCGUCAAGUUCCCGAAGCCCUUGCGGCUGGAUUCAAUAUUUCGGACUCCCUGAGCUCCAAUCUAGACGACAAAACCAUGCAUGAGCUGUACCUCUGGCCCUUCGCAGAUGCAGUGCGCGCGGGUGUGGGUGCUGUGAUGUGCUCCUACACUCAGAUCAAUAACAGUUACGGCUGCCAGAAUAGCGAAACUCUGAAUAAACUUCUCAAGGCGGAGCUUGGCUUCCAGGGUUUUGUCAUGUCGGACUGGAGUGCGCACCACAGCGGUGUCGGCUCUGCCUUGGCGGGGCUGGAUAUGUCAAUGCCCGGGGAUAUCGCCUUCAAUGACGGCAAUUCGUACUUCGGGGCAAACUUGACGAUUGGCGUCCUCAACGGAACCAUCCCUCAGUGGAGAGUGGACGACAUGGCUGUCCGCAUCAUGGCUGCUUACUAUAAGGUUGGCCGGGAUCGCCACCACGCGCCUCCCAACUUCAGCUCAUGGACCAGGGACGAAUACGGCUACGAGCACGCUGCAGUUUCGGAGGGCGCGUAUGAAAGGGUGAACCAAUUUGUCGACGUGCAGCGGGACCAUGCGGAAAUCAUCCGUCGUGUGGGUGCCGAGAGCAUUGUUCUCUUGAAGAACGAGAACGCUCUGCCGUUGAGUGGGAAGGAGAAGAAGGUCGUUAUCCUCGGAGAAGAUGCGGGAUCCAACCCUUGGGGUGCCAAUGGCUGCGAAAACCGUGGAUGUGACAAUGGGACCCUUGCCAUGGCUUGGGGCAGUGGCACUACAGAGUUCCCCUACCUCGUCACUCCCGAACAGGCGAUCCAGAACGAGGUCCUCCGAGGUCGUGGUAAUGUAUUUAGUGUCACCGACAACGGGGCUCUGAGUCAGAUGGCGGCGCUUGCCUCUCAAUCUAGUGUCGCUCUUGUCUUUGUCAAUGCCGACUCGGGUGAGGGAUUCAUCACCGUGGAUGGAAACGAGGGAGAUCGCAAGAACCUCACUCUCUGGAAGAACGGAGAGAACGUGAUCAAAACCGCUGCCCAAAACUGCAACAACACCGUCGUGAUCAUCCACUCCGUCGGAGCCGUUCUGGUUGACGAAUGGUAUGACCACCCCAAUAUUACCGGCAUUCUUUGGGCGGGUCUGCCUGGUCAGGAGUCCGGGAACUCCCUCGCCGACGUGCUGUACGGCCGUGUCAACCCUGGCGGUAAGACCCCCUUCACCUGGGGUCGAACCCGCGAAUCGUAUGGGGCACCCCUGGUCACCGAUGCGAACAACGGCCACGGUGCGCCCCAGUCGGACUUCGAAGAAGGGGUGUUUAUUGACUACCGUCAUUUCGACAAGUUCAACGAGACUCCCAUCUACGAGUUUGGCUACGGCCUUAGUUACACCACUUUCGGCUACUCGGGACUGCAAAUUGAGCCCCUGAACGCGCCCAAGUACGUCCCCAACUCCGGGAAGACCGAAGCGGCGCCAACUUUCGGCGAUGUUGCAGAGGUCUCAGACUAUGUGUAUCCAAAGGGACUGCGGAGAAUCCGUGAGUUCAUCUACCCCUGGCUGAAUUCCACCAAUCUGAAGAAGUCCUCCGGCGAUGCCACUUAUGGAGGGGAGGACUCGACGUACAUCCCCGAUGACGCCACCGAUGGUUCUCCUCAGGACCUUCUGCCUGCCAGCGGUGGUCCCGGAGGCAAUCCAGGUCUCUACCAGGAUCUGGUGCGGGUGUCGGUUACGAUCACGAACACGGGCAACGUGGCCGGCUACGACGUGCCUCAGCUUUAUGUUUCCCUUGGUGGCCCCAACGAGCCGAAGGUGGUACUCCGCAAAUUCGAUCGAUUUAAGCUGGAUCCGUCGCAGCAGGUGGUGUGGUCGACCACGCUGAAUCGUCGCGACCUGUCCAACUGGGACGUGACGGGGCAGGACUGGGUCAUCACCGAGUAUCCCAAGAAGGUCUUCGUUGGUAGCUCGUCCCGGAAAUUGCCGCUACAUGCUUCCUUGCCGGAGAUGGAGUAA